This is a messenger RNA of Fibroporia radiculosa, 486 nucleotides long. RefSeq lists its product as uncharacterized. NCBI's taxonomy places the organism in Eukaryota, Fungi, Basidiomycota, Agaricomycetes, Polyporales, Fibroporiaceae. Gene Ontology annotation, cellular component: nucleus; cytoplasm. The record is from RefSeq and is a predicted model, not a curated record. Gene Ontology annotation, biological process: SCF-dependent proteasomal ubiquitin-dependent protein catabolic process; mitotic cell cycle. Gene Ontology annotation, molecular function: cullin family protein binding. The transcript has 6 exons. The coding region runs from base 1 to 486 and encodes 161 amino acids.
AUGGUUCUCCUCGUCACCUCCGAUAACGAGCAAUUCGUCGUGGAUAAGGAGGUCGCCGAGCGCAGCGUCUUGAUCAAGAACAUGCUCGAGGAUGUUGGUGAGAGCGAUCAGCCUAUUCCACUGCCCAAUGUGUCGUCCAGUGUCCUGAAGAAAGUCUUGGAGUACUGCGAGCACCACCGGGGGGAGCCUCUGCCAACUGCGGAGUCUGAGCAAAAUCAGGAUGAGACCCGCAAGCGGACAACUGACAUCAGCGAGUGGGACCAGAAGUUUAUCACUGUCGACCAGGAGAUGCUGUUCGAGAUUAUCCUUGCCGCCAACUACCUUGACAUCAAGCCCCUCCUUGACGUCGGAUGCAAAACUGUGGCGAACAUGAUCAAGGGUAAGACACCUGAGGAAAUUCGCAAGCUGUUCAACAUCGUCAAUGACUUCACGCCGGAGGAAGAGGCUCAGAUCAAGAAGGAGAAUGAAUGGGCGGAGGAUCGCUGA